Molecule: messenger RNA, 1347 nt
Organism: Vanrija pseudolonga
Lineage: Eukaryota; Fungi; Basidiomycota; Tremellomycetes; Trichosporonales; Trichosporonaceae
Gene: PEP2
Product: putative vacuolar protease A
Exons: 2
Coding region: 1-1347 (448 amino acids)
Biological process (GO): proteolysis
Molecular function (GO): aspartic-type endopeptidase activity
Source: RefSeq, a predicted model, not a curated record
AUGUACCCCGCGGCCCUCCUCCUCUCCCUCCUCGCCGCGCUCGCGACCGCCCACGGUGCUGCGCUCCCGCGCACCCCGCGGCCCUCCUCCCUCCAGCUCAUCACCCCGCGUACCCCCGACGACGCACCAGCCGACACCCGCACCGCGCUCGACCGCGUGCUCGACGAGGCGCUCAACCAGCAGCUCAAGGCGGCGCAGGCGCUGCCCGCGCACGAGCAGGCACAGCUCCGGCGCCGCGCGGCCGAGCGGGCAGAGGAGCAGGCCGCCGACCUCGCCAAGCGCGACCCCGGCGUCUCGACGUCCCCGCUGUACAACGUCGCAGGGGACAUGUCGUACGGCAUCGAGAUCGCCGUCGGCACCCCGCCACAGACGUUCUGGGUCAUGGCCGACACGGGCUCGGGCGACCUGAUUCUCUGGGACAAGAACUGUACCGACUGCGGCAGCGCGCCGCGCUUCGACAGCUCCAAGUCCAAGACGUUUGCCGCGUCCCGCCUCUCGCCGGCCCUGCACAACUUUGCGUACGGCAGCGGUAAGGGCCAGGGGUCUUGGGUCUCUGAGACGGUGUCUAUUGGCUCGGCGUCGGUGUCGGCGUACAACGUCACCCUCGUGACGUCUGGUGACAUUGCCGCGACCGCCGCGCCCCCGCUGUCCGGCAUCGCAGGGUUCUUCCUCAACGGCCACCCGACCGCGCUGUGGAAGGCCAUCGCCGACGCCAACGCGUGGACGGACAAGCAGUUCGGCUUCUACCUGAAGCGCAAGAACAGCGACCGGACGUACGGGUCGUCUGCGGACGGCGGCGAGCUGUCCCUUGGGGGCGUCAACACGAGCUACAUGGACAGCGACAUGGAGUACUACCCGGCCGACGCGAGCGCGUGGUGGCGGCUGGCGCUGCACUCGAUCGUCGUCGGCAACGGGACACAGCCCGCGGCGAACAUCAGCACGAACAACACGCUUACCAUCAUGGACACGGGCGCGACGCUCAUGUCGCUUCCGUUCCCGUACGCCAAGGCGCUGUACGACGCGAUCCCCGGGUCGCAGGUGGCCAAGACCGACUCGAGCGGCAACCCGGCAGCAUGGAGCAUCCCGUGCAACACGCAGACGCCGGUCGGCUUCAAGUUUGCGGUCGAGUACGCGCGCACAUGGUACGUCGCGCCCGCCGACCUCACGCGCGGCCAGGUGUCGGCCAACUCGACGCAGUGCGUCGGCGCCAUCGUGCCCGGCGGAUCGCAGCUCGGCGCGGCCUUUCUCAAGAACGUCUACUCGGCGUGGAAGUACGACCCGCCCAUGAUUGGCUUUGCCAAGCUCAAGGACCAGUAUAAUGUCAACCCGAACGGACCUUAUGUGUAG